CCGCCGCCGCCAUGCUCGCAAAGUUCGCUGUUGCCGCUGCCGCCAUUGCAGGAGCCGCCGCCUUCACCCCCAUGCAGGCCCCUGCUCUCCGCCAGUCGAAUGUCCAGAUGAACAUGGCCAUCGACCGCCGUGACGUGCUCAAGACUGCUGCUGCUGCUGGUCUUGCCCUCGCCAACGCUGGUGCUGCCUCUGCUGCUUGCGACAACGCUGCGAAGAAGUGCACCACCGACCAGGUCAACAAGAACGCUGCCCCUGUGAUCACCAUCUUCGAUCACCGUGGCUGCGCUGAGCACCAGAACAAGGAGUACACUGGCGCUCCCUCCAACGACUACAACGAUGAGAUGCUCGUCAAGGUUCAGUCCGUCACCCUCAAGAGGGAUGACCCCAAGUUCCUCGACAUGGCCAAGCGUGUCGACAUGGAGUCCAAGAUGACCUUCCACAAGUCCUGGCAGAAGGGAUGGGCAUACGACAGCGACCUCAACGCUGGUGCCACCAACGUUCACGGAAACGAGAAGGCUGCCAAGGGCAACGGUCUCUUCUAAGUCCGAUAGGACACUCAGCUGCGAGAAGGAGAUCUUUGCAGCAUUCCAUUCAUUCAUUCAGAAAGUGACCAAUGAAAAGCUUCGAUCUUACUCGGCCAGCUAUGUU
Molecule: messenger RNA, 648 nt
Organism: Guillardia theta CCMP2712
Lineage: Eukaryota; Cryptophyceae; Pyrenomonadales; Geminigeraceae
Gene: CPEA15
Product: phycoerythrin alpha subunit 15
Exons: 5
Coding region: 12-542 (176 amino acids)
Cellular component (GO): phycobilisome
Source: RefSeq, a predicted model, not a curated record